AUGCCAUCAAUAAAACUCCACCCCCAAUCUUCAUCCCCCGCAAAAACAAGCAGCCCAGCCAACAACCCCCUCCCACCCCUCCUCCAAACCCCAACAGGCCUCGCCCUCCUCGAACUUCAAGGCACAAUCAACGUACCAACAACAGAACAUGAUCCAGCGGAUAUAUACAAACCACAGAGCACCGAUGACACACCCGCCUUCGAAACUCCGCUCGGAAAACUCAUGUUCCCGGACUACUCGGCACACACCCCGAAUGACUCUGCGUGGAUGAAGCGCGCUUACUUGUAUGUCGGUCGGUACCAGCGCAUGACGGGCGAGGUGAAGAAACUGCCGCGGCCGAUUGCGGUUCUGCGCAAGCGUUCAGAGGCAGAGGGCGAGGAGCUGGAGGUUGUGGAGAUUGUGCGCUAUAAGCUGUUCUUUAAGAAUCGGCCGGAGCCGGUGAAUGAUGUUUGA
This is a messenger RNA of Penicillium alfredii, 453 nucleotides long. Its product is annotated as Ctf8 family protein. The coding region runs from base 1 to 453 and encodes 150 amino acids. Gene Ontology annotation, biological process: mitotic sister chromatid cohesion. The transcript has a single exon. NCBI's taxonomy places the organism in Eukaryota, Fungi, Ascomycota, Eurotiomycetes, Eurotiales, Aspergillaceae. Gene Ontology annotation, cellular component: Ctf18 RFC-like complex. The record is from RefSeq and is a predicted model, not a curated record.